UAGGACUCCUGGCUGCAUGUACGCACUGGUACCAGUAACCCAACAAACUCCUCUAUUCUCAACCUCCAAUUAAUAAACAGAAGAACCGAUCGCCUCCGGAUCGAUUGUCUUCCUUCCCUUUGCUGCGCCUCCAAUUUGUUACCCCUAGACUCUCCCUCAGAGGCCAAGAACCAAUGGGGGACUUGACUACCCCUCUCGCCAGCAGCGGCGUUCUGGUAGAAGACUCGGCGGCAACGGAAGACAAGUAUGGAGGCGGCUUCUUUCAACGUGCACGCGAGAGGGUUCGUGACCUCGCGUCAAUGGAUGGCGCCGUCCUCCUUGCGUUUGUCGCGUCCAUCGGCAACAUGCUACAGGGCUGGGACAAUGCGAGCAUUGCAGGUGCCAUGUUUUACAUAAAGGAGGAGUUUAACCUAAACAGCACGCCGAUGAUUGAGGGUUGUAUUAUGGCCAUGGCACUUUUUGGGGCGACAAUAAUCACAACACUUUCUGGAUUGUUAGCUGACAAAUUUGGGAGGUGGAUGAUGCUACUUACCUCGGGGAUAUUGUCUUUUGUCAGUGCAGUACUGGUCAUAUUCUGGUCUUAUCAUGUGUACAUGUUGCUCUUCGCGAGGCUCAUCCAGGGAUUUAGUAUUGGUUUGGCUGUCAUAAUAGUGCCAUUAUAUAUCUGUGAGACCGCUCCUUCAGACAUAAGAGGAAAAUUGAACACAUUUCCUCAGCUAAGUGGUUCAGGUGGCAUGUUUUUAUCUUACUGCAUGGUGUUUUGGAUGUCUAUGAUGCCAAAUGUCAAUUGGAGAAUCAUGCUUGGAAUACAAUUGAUUCCCUCGCUUGUAUACUCUAUUCUAAUUAUCUUCUAUGUACCUGAGACUCCAAGUUGGCUUGUCAGCCAAGGAAGGGUGGAAGAGGCGAAAAAAGUUCUGCAAAGAUUACGAAGAAGGGAAGACGUCUCAAGUGAAAUGGCCAAUCUUUUGGAAGGCACCAGAGUUGGUCACAAUCCAUCUAUGGAGGAGUACCUAAUUAGUACCGAUGAAAAAGUUAUAUUUGAUACUAUCCUUUCGAACAAAGAAACGAAAGAAAUCAUACAAUUGUAUGGGCUUCCAGAAGAUUUGCCAUGUGUUGCAUAUCCAGUGAAGGGACAUGAUCAAGAAAUCACGGUCACAAAUUCUGUCAGUCGAGGGGCAACAUAUUUUGAUCCCAUUGUCAGCAUUGUUGGGAGUUUGCAUGGGAGCUUACUUGAGGAAGCACAUGACAUAUUCAAUGAAAUGGAACAACAAGAUCCAAUUGAAAGGGACGAGGAGAAUCAGCAAGAAUCUGAUCAUGAACUAGAACAUAUUAUAGAUGAUGCGGAUGAUAGUGUACAUGAGCCUCUUGUUCGUCAAAAAUCCUUGGCAAGAAGUGAAUUGCUUCCAUCACACAAAAGCGGGUACAUUGGUGGAGGAUGGCAAUUGGCUUGGAAAUUGCCCGAAGGUUACUCUUCAGAUGAGCAAUCAGAAGCCAGCAUGGACCGAGUAUAUCUAUAUGAAGGAGGUUUACCAACUUUACAUAAGGUCUCUGAAUUCGAUGUUCCACUAGAUGGGAAAUUUGUUCAGGCAACGGCUUUGGUGAACAAGUCUGUUUUCCAUAAAGACAGAUUUGGUGAUCACAAAAUUAACCUUCAUCCACGUGAGAAAUUUAUUAAAAGUACAAAAUGGAAGGAUCUAUUAGAACCUGGAGUAAGACGUGCGUUGAUUGUGGGUGUUGGAAUACAAGUACUUCAGCAGUUUGCUGGCAUCAAUGGCAUUCUUUACUAUACUCCUCAGAUACUUGAUCAGGCCGGAGUUGGGGUUCUUCUAUCAAAGAUUGGCAUUAGUUCUUCUUCGGUUUCUAUUCUUAUGAGCGCCCUUACAACUUUAUUAAUGAUCCCCUUUAUUUGCAUUGCUAUGUGGCUUAUGGACCGUACUGGUAGAAGACAGCUACUUAUUUGCACAAUACCGAUCUUGUUAUUGUCGCUCGUUGUCUUGGUUACCGUCAACAUUGUGAAUCUGAGCACUGAAUUACAUGCUUUGCUCUCAACCACGAGCGUUGGUAUCUACUUCUGCAUCUUUGUCAUGGGGUUUGGUCCAAUACCAAAUAUUUUCUGUUCAGAGAUUUUUCCCAACAAAGUUCGUGCUACAUGCUUAGCACUAUGCAGCUUAACAUUUUGGAUAUGUGACAUCAUUGUGACGUACACUCUUCCUAUAUUGUUGAAAUCCAUCGGCCUUGCAGGUGUCUUCGGGGUUUACGCCGUUGUGUGCGUAUUAGCUGUUGUGUUUGUUUGUCUAAAAGUUCCAGAAACAAAAGGUAUCCCUAUUGAGGUGAUGGCAGAAUUUUAUGCGCUUGGAGCAUCAGGUAGUCCAACUCUGCCGGAAGAAGAUUCGAAAGAAAACAAGGAGGUUAUUACUCUUCGACGACCAUGUCACUAGUUUAGUUAGAAACAUUCUUCAUGUAUUUUGCUUGUGUGCUAUUAUACUGAUAUUAUUUUAAUUACCGGUGAAAUGAUCUAAUGAUACGGUAUUCAUGUCAUCGGAAAGGAUUUUCCCGGUAAAGCCAGCCA
Molecule: messenger RNA, 2569 nt
Organism: Brachypodium distachyon (stiff brome)
Lineage: Eukaryota; Viridiplantae; Streptophyta; Magnoliopsida; Poales; Poaceae
Product: monosaccharide-sensing protein 2
Exons: 7
Coding region: 174-2438 (754 amino acids)
Biological process (GO): transmembrane transport
Cellular component (GO): membrane
Molecular function (GO): myo-inositol:proton symporter activity
Source: RefSeq, a predicted model, not a curated record